CCGUUUCCAUCAACCGACACCUUUUUAAACCAAACGCAAUCCAUUCUCUCCAACAACAGAUUCCCGAGACGCUCACCUUCUUGUAGAAGUCACUUUCCAAUCAAGCCCAUACGUCAGAAUCUCACUACAAAAUCAGUUGUUUGACGCUCAACCAGAAUGUCAGCAACCACAAUCGCUCAGAAGGGCAUCGAUGCUCUCGCGAAGGGUGAUCAUGCCACGGCCAUCACAAAUCUCGACAAGGCACUCGAGUCUUCCAACUCACCAGCGUGGCUCCUAGCUCGCUCCAAGGCACAUCAAAAGGCCAAGAAUCUCGAAGCAGCGUUACACGAUGCCGAGCUUGCUUACCAUGCCGCAGCCGAACGUGGCUCUGGCACAUCACGCAGCCACAUGAUCCAAGCCCAGUAUCGCCGCGCUGUCAUCUACUACCAACUCGGACGUUUUGCUGAUGCAGACUGCUGUGCUAAGUGGAGCAUGCUGCUCGCCGAAGGUCGACCAGCGAGAGAGGACGAUGGUGUGGAAAAGAAGGUUGACUCCGAAGGAAAUUAUACGGUCACAUACGACGAAUUUCUUGCCGAUAAGGAAAACCAACCAAAACCGAAAACCUCUGAUGGUAAUGCUCUCGCCGCUGCCGAGAAGGGACCGUAUUCCACAGAUUGGAAUAUGGCAUUCUCGUGGAGAAGCCAGGCUCUUGGAAGGCUCAAGAAUUUGCCAAAGGAUCACCCUGGCUGGAAGGUUAAUGUCACUAAGAUCCCGCCCAAGCCCGAAAAGAAGAAAGCUAAGAGCCCCGAGCCGGCCGAGUCGGCCAGUGAAGAUGAGCUCAAAGAGCAAAAGCCCCCUCAAAAGGAGGCUCCUGCCCCUGGAUCAGUUUCUGACGAGAAGAUGAAGCUGCGUAUUGACUUCUACCAGACCAACCAGACUGUCACUGUCAGUCUGUUUGUCAAGGACGUCAAGAAGGAAGACUUGAAGGUCGAAUUUGGCAAGCGUCAAGUUCGAAUUUCUCCUAUCCCUCGUGAAGCCGCACCCUACGUCAAGCCCGGCGACAGACAAGCCACCUCAACCCUUGUUCUCGCCGGCGAGAUUGAUCCCUCGGCCUCCAGGUGGUCCGCUUCGCCACGCAAGAUUGAGCUGGUCCUGCAAAAGGCCACUCCUGGUGUUAAAUGGGGUCGUUGGGGCGAGGAAAAGAUUGGCAUUGUCGAAUCCGACGAUCAAGAGCCUGCUAUUACAGCGACAUCAUCUUCUGCUGCCUCAACUGCCAAGCCAGCUCUUCCUUCGACCUCUACUCCCGCAAAGGUGCCCGCCUACCCCACGAGCAGUAAAUCGGGCCCUAAAAACUGGGACAGCCUGCCUGUCGAUGACGACAAGGAGGAUGGCCAGGAUAUCAAUGGCUUUUUCAAAACUCUUUACAAGGGUAGUACGCCUGAACAGCAGCGUGCCAUGAUGAAGAGCUUCCUCGAGAGCAAUGGCACGACGCUGAGCACCAACUGGGAUGAGGUUAAGGAUAAGGUCGUUCCCACGGUGCCCCCGGAGGGAGUCGAGCCCAAGCCGUGGAACGGUUAGUUGACACCACCAGGUUGGUUGAUGACGAGACUUGCCAAGCUGUGUAGUAUCUCAAAUGGAUUUCCCUUCAGCAGAGGAGAGACAAACCAAGCCAUCAACGUAGGUGAGAAAGAAAAAUAUGAGAGCUCUGAAGAUGGGCGGGGAGUUUUUUUAUACUUCCUGACAAAAAUGAAGCUGCUCAGGGGUAACUUGAUUAGCAGCAAGAAUAGCAGGAAUGGAUGGGGAACUUUGACUCUCUUCGACAGGUUUGUCGCGAUCACUUGUCAGAAAGGAUGGGGACGGUUUGAACUCGUAUGGAGCAACCCCCCAGCUCUUGGUCUUCUGCUCCUUGACUUGGAUGUCAGUUCUACUCAUAUUUCUGAGCACAGUGUCGCGGUUGAGUUGUGGGAAUUGGGUCCGUUUGCGCAUGCCCUUUUUGGCUUGUGCGGAGGCGCCUGUUUCGUUGGCCUGAUUUGCGGAGUUUUCGAAGAAAAAUUGAUCCGGCUUACAUACCAAAAUAAUUUGAGGGACAAUUUGCGAUAGUCUGAGGCUUACAGAAUCAGUAAAUAGAAUACUGCGAAGCGAAGUUGGUCCCAAGCUACUGCAUCAAAAAACGUUAUCCGGA
Neurospora crassa OR74A is the source of this 2161-nucleotide messenger RNA. RefSeq lists its product as hypothetical. The coding region runs from base 157 to 1557 and encodes 466 amino acids. The record is from RefSeq and is a predicted model, not a curated record. Gene Ontology annotation, molecular function: protein-folding chaperone binding. The transcript is spliced from 2 exons. NCBI's taxonomy places the organism in Eukaryota, Fungi, Ascomycota, Sordariomycetes, Sordariales, Sordariaceae. Gene Ontology annotation, biological process: protein stabilization.